Molecule: messenger RNA, 1762 nt
Organism: Hemibagrus wyckioides
Lineage: Eukaryota; Metazoa; Chordata; Actinopteri; Siluriformes; Bagridae
Gene: tfap4
Product: transcription factor AP-4 (activating enhancer binding protein 4)
Exons: 7
Coding region: 236-1228 (330 amino acids)
Biological process (GO): regulation of transcription by RNA polymerase II
Cellular component (GO): nucleus
Molecular function (GO): RNA polymerase II cis-regulatory region sequence-specific DNA binding; protein dimerization activity; DNA-binding transcription factor activity, RNA polymerase II-specific
Source: RefSeq, a predicted model, not a curated record
AAAGAGCGCCACACACUACGAGGGAACCCCAUCAGCUGGAAGUAGAGUAUCAUUACAACUCUUCAGGCUCAUCAGACGUUGCGUUCGUAUGCAAACAACGGCGAAUUCAGUCGCAUAGUCCGAAUUGUUCUUAUUAAAUGCGCAGUUGCUCGCGAAUACAACGCAGAAAAGAGCGACGAUUCAUAAUAAGCGAAGUGUUGGGAAGAAACGCGGACUCAAAGCUGGAGAGGAAAGCAUGGAGUAUUUCAUGGUACCAGCUCAGAAGGUGCCCUCCUUGCAACAUUUUAGGAAAACGGAAAAAGAAGUCAUAGGGGGCUUGUGUAGUUUAGCAAACAUCCCGCUAACACCGGAGACGGCACGGGACCAAGAACGACGCAUUCGCAGGGAGAUUGCUAACAGCAAUGAGCGCAGGCGCAUGCAGAGCAUCAAUGCUGGUUUCCAGUCCCUCAAAACACUCAUCCCACAUAGCGAUGGAGAGAAGUUGAGCAAAGCUGCCAUCUUACAGCAGACUGCCGAAUACAUCUUCUCUUUGGAGCAGGAAAAGACACGGCUACUGCAGCAAAACACACAGCUUAAGCGAUUCAUCCAGGAGUUCAGUGGCUCAUCCCCCAAGAGAAGGCGUGCAGAGGAGAAGGAUGAAGGAAUAGGCUCUCCAGAUAUUAUGGAGGAGGAGAAGGUGGAGGACCUGCGGCGAGAAAUGAUUGAGCUCCGGCAACAGCUGGAAAAAGAACGCUCAGUGCGCAUGAUGCUGGAGGAACAGAUUCGCUCUCUGGAUGCCCACCUAUACCCUGAGAAACUGAAGGUGAUCGCCCAGCAGGUGCAGGAGCAGCAUGUGCAGACGCAGACUUUGCUUCGCCUGCAACAGCAGGAACAGCUGGAAAGAGAGAGCAAUCCUGCUCGCAGUACACAGGUAUAUUCUCCAGCCACACCAUCUGCCCCCACCCAUCACACCACUGUUAUUGUUCCUGCCCCAACGUUGCCACCUCCUCCCCAUCAUGUCACAGUGGUAACGAUGGGCCCUGCAUCUGUAAUUAACACAGCCUCAACAUCACGACAGAACUUGGACACCAUAGUGCAGGCUAUCCAGCACAUUGAGGGCACACAGGAGAAGAUGGGUGUGCCUGAGGAAGAGCAGCGUCGGGCAGUCAUAGUCACUCCUGGUCGCGCCUUGAAUGACACCGCAGACUCAGACACUGCCUCUGACAAUGAAGGUUCUGAGGACUGUUAACUGCACCAGGCAAAAAGGGUGGCCAUAUGGAGGGGCCUCCUACAGACUCUUUCUCGCUCCCUCUCAUUAUCUCUUUUUCACAUAGGCAUACAAACCCAUAGGGUAGGAAAUGGUUUAGUCAAACAUUCAAUGAACAAAAAAAAACCCCCACAACUAAAUAGCAGACUUACUGUCUCACUCACAUGCACACUUGGUCUACUCCCACUCUCAUACAGUGCAUUGAAUAAUUUUUAUCAAUCCAGCCCAUGAUGGUGCAUCCACAACAUCCAUCUAAACAUCAGUUGCCAAAAAAGCAUUUUCUUUUCCAUUCAUAUAUGAUGUUUUAUAGACCUCAGUCAGCUGUCUCCCAUGGCUUUUUGUCUGUGUUCACCCACUCUCUGCUGCUCUUCUCUGGAGUGAAGAGUUUCUUCGGCCUUUUCAUCUCCAACUUAUCCCUUUCUUUAUUUUUCUUUGUAAAUUCUCUAACUGGAGAAAUCUUUACCAGCCUGUCCCUCUCAUACCUUUUGACCGUUUUUUUUUUUUUUUUUUUUAAUU